AUGAACUUCUUACUCUUUGCCGUUUCCGUACAUGUUCUCAUGACCAGCAGUGCCGUGGCCGAUUCGACAUUUCAGCAGGCAUCUAACGCAUCUAACGCAUCUAUCAUGUGUCUACCCAUCUGCGCACUUCCAAUUCACGAAUAUCCAGAUGAUUGGUUCCCAGUAGAAAAUGGGGUAUGUGACAGCGCCUGCAAACUUAUCACCAAGCUAUCAAAAUCCAUUGAUGCUAUACAUGCAGUCAUGCGUAUCUCGCUUAUGAAUAUCGGGUAUUAA
Molecule: messenger RNA, 273 nt
Organism: Aspergillus glaucus CBS 516.65
Lineage: Eukaryota; Fungi; Ascomycota; Eurotiomycetes; Eurotiales; Aspergillaceae
Exons: 2
Coding region: 1-273 (90 amino acids)
Source: RefSeq, a predicted model, not a curated record